CGGGCGUCGGACGGAGCACACGCGUGUUGUGCGGCAGUCGCUACCACUCGUGCUACCUGUGAACCUGUGUCCUGUGUUAUACCUCUAAAAGUACGUAAACAAAUCACAUUAACUAGCAGUGUUGUCAAGUGUGCCGUGAGUGAGCAAGCGUAAGGACGGGCGCACACCCCGGCUAGCCGAGUGAUACUUAAUCCGUUGCAGUCAGGGCGCAAACAUUCCAGAUCGAACAGCAUGUAGUGAUUUGCGACUGCGAACAAGUGUGAACGCGUCCAAAAACAUGGCCGACCUGUACGAGAACGACGCGACCGUCGACGACGAUGUCGGCUACGAAUACGACACUACAAAGAUCCCGGAGAUCGUCACCCCGGAUGAGAUGAACGAGUCUGGCUACCAGGAGGGUUCGGAGCAGAGUUACGGGGACCGCCGCGAUUCUAAGGAGGGUUUCGGUGGGGAGGUCGAUUCGGACAGUGGUGUGGAUGGUGUGAGCAGUGGGUGUAGUACCGCUGAUGACUGCCCGGUGGUGUCCAUCAACGAUGUGGUGGCGUACUACGAUGACAUACGGCCUCGGAGGCGGUAUGUGCCGCAGUUGAACUUCUACAGUGUGGACAUCGAGAGGAUGGCGCUGGACGUCGCUAUUGCUCAGAGUGAAUCGAGCUACACGUCCUCGGAGGAGGGCUGCGGAGGCGGCGAGCGGCACGCGGUGCUGAGCUACGAGCAGGUGCGGCGCCUCAACGACGUCAUGGACGAGGUGGUGGCCAUCCACGGGCGCGGCAACUUCCCCACGCUGCACGUGCGCCUGCGCGAGCUCGUGGCCGGCGUGCGCGCGCGGCUUGAAGCAGCGCCCAGCGCGGGCGGCGCCGGCGUGGCCGUGCGCGACGUGCGCCUCAACGGCGGCGCCGCCUCCCACGUGCUCGCCGACCGCGCCCAGCCCUACUCCGACAUCGACCUCAUCUUCACCGCCGAGCUGCCCACGCACCGCCACUGCGACCGCGUCAAGGCCGCCGUGCUCGGCCACCUCGCCACGCUCAUGCCGCCCACCACGCCGCGCCGCCGCGCCAACCCCGCCGGCAUGAAGGAGGCCUACGUCUCCAAGAUGGUGCGCGUCAACUCCGACGGCGACCGCUGGUCGCUCAUCUCGCUCGGCAACUCGCGCGGCCACAAGUCCGUCGAGCUGAAGUUCGUGGACACGAUGCGCCGCCAGUUCGAGUUCUCCGUCGACUCGUUCCAGAUAGCGCUGGACUCGCUGCUGGCGUUCCACGAGUGCGCGCAGCUGCCGAUCGGGGAGAACUUCUACCCGACCGUCGUUGGGGAAUCCGUGUACGGAGACUUUGGAGAGGCGUUGCUGCACCUGUCAGAGAAGCUGAUCGCGACGCGGCAGCCCGAGGAGAUCCGCGGCGGCGGGCUGCUGAAGUACUGCGCGCUGCUGGCCAAGGGCUACCGGCCGGCGCGGCCGGACAAAAUCAAAACCCUCGAGCGCUACAUGUGCUCGAGGUUCUUCAUCGACUUCCCGGAGCUGGGCCAGCAGCGCGCCAAGCUCGAGGCCUACCUGCGGAAUCACUUCGUCGGCCGGGAUGAAGAGACGCUCAAGCCCAGGUACCUGAACCUCCUGCACGGCGUGGUGCGGGAGUCGACGGUGUGCCUGAUGGGGCACGAGCGGCGGCAGACGCUGGCGCUCAUCGAGGCGCUGGCGUGCCGCGAGCUGUGCGCGCGCACGCUCGUGCUGCCGGGCUACGUGCUCGCGUGCGGCGUGUGCGCGGCGUGCCCCGUGUGCCCCGCGUGCCCCGCCUGCGCCGCCGCCGCCGCCGCGCCCUGCUGCGACUGCUACCGGCCGGCGCUGUGCCCCGCGUGACCCAGCGCGACCGCCCUCACGCCCACGAAUCGACGAUGAAUUUAGUGCCAAAUGUAUAUAAUACAAAUAAAAUAUAUCUGUACGAUUCCCAGCUGUACUAGCGAGUGUGACUUUGUGAUUCUAACGCUUCGUAUCGAGCCGUGUUCGCGGUUCGGCUGAUGCGAGUGCGGUGUUCGCCGAUUGAGCAGCAUGGAGUGUUAUGGUUGAUGAGUGACGAUUGGUGGAUCAGGGAGAUUAUUUGAUGGCAAGUACACGGCACGCUCAGUUUUGUUCACACGCAGCGGGCUUCAAAUAUGGAACUGCACUAAGCUUAUGAGUUGGAACCGAGUGGCCGCUCACUACCGCUUGACACUCGCACUCGCAACAGGCCAGGCGCGAACACGGCUCACCUCUCGGCCCGUUUUUCUUUCGGCGGAGGGCGGGUCGGACCGAUCACGAUUAAGACGCGGACUCUGUCAAUUCGCAUUGCUCACUCUACACGAUCAAUUCGCACGUCAAUUGUCGCCGGCUCCGCUCGACUCCGCGCCGCGCUCGCCCGCGCCGCUCGUGAAAUAAUUUCUAGUCGUACUCCUUUCGUGUUGAUAACUUAAUAUGUUAGCAGUACGAAAAUUAUUAUUCACGCGAUUAAAUAAAUUAUAAAACGGACGCGCCGUAAGUAAGUCCGAGUCGAUGGUCUGCCUAUAAAAAAGACUAGUUAGUUAUUUUUAAGCUUUUUUUAUUAUUAAUAAUUAUGUCUCCAUAAAAGUAGUGGCAUGUCUCUCGCAGUCAAAAUCACAAGAUUUGGGUUAUUCUCGUUUGGAUGCACCGUUGAACGCAUGAUUAUUUUUAAUUGGCUUGUGCACCGAAGCAAGUAUCGCGCUAAUUGUAACCAAAUGGAAGAUUUGUAUAUUUUUGCAAACGAAAUUUUGUAGUAAAAGAAACAAGUCCGGCCUUGUCCGAUGGCCUUUACGCGAGAAAUUCCGUUCUAUUUGAAUACAACGCGAUCGCAACGACCGCAGGCCGCGCGGCCGCCCGCAACUCUGUUCCUAUGGGGAUAUAAAGAACUAUUUUACUACGUAUUUAUUAAAUCUCAAAGGAUGUAUGUAUACACUUCUCUUUUUCGUGAUCGCUCUAGUAUUGUAUACGGCUUGGCAUACGAAGUAACAAAUUAAGAUAAAUAUAAACAUAAAAACAUAAAACCCAAAAAAAUAUUUAGAACUAAGGUGUGUACAAUAUUAAAGUUCACUCUUAAUAAUAAUGAUAAAACUAUAUAAAUAUUUUAAGAACAUUUACAAGUAGCAGUCAUGUUAGUAACAGAGUACUUAUGA
This is a messenger RNA of Ostrinia nubilalis (European corn borer), 3156 nucleotides long. RefSeq names its product terminal nucleotidyltransferase 5C. The record is from RefSeq and is a predicted model, not a curated record. Gene Ontology annotation, biological process: mRNA stabilization. Bases 278 to 1849 code for a protein of 523 amino acids. Gene Ontology annotation, molecular function: poly(A) RNA polymerase activity; RNA binding. NCBI's taxonomy places the organism in Eukaryota, Metazoa, Arthropoda, Insecta, Lepidoptera, Crambidae. The transcript has 4 exons.